GGGGGUGGUUCCUGUUACUCCCGGUCCGAACCGCGCGGUGGGUUCGGACGAUAAUGCUGACCCGGCCGGAAGGUAAGGUAGUGCAGAGGAGGUCAGCGAAAUGCAGUUCCGGUGUGGGGCGCGGGUCAGGCCCGAGAGCUUGCAGGUCCGUAUGGGAAGCGAGCCCAGAACAGUAUGGACGGUUAGGGCAGACAAUCGUGUCUGUGAGCGAAAUUCUUUCCAACGAGGACUAUUGCCUAGUAUCAUCGAACUGUUGUUGGUAAUCAAAAAGUUCGUCCCAAAAAUAGCAGCC
This is a messenger RNA of Colletotrichum acutatum, 292 nucleotides long. RefSeq lists its product as uncharacterized. Bases 54 to 263 code for a protein of 69 amino acids. The transcript has a single exon. NCBI's taxonomy places the organism in Eukaryota, Fungi, Ascomycota, Sordariomycetes, Glomerellales, Glomerellaceae. The record is from RefSeq and is a predicted model, not a curated record.